Molecule: messenger RNA, 945 nt
Organism: Elgaria multicarinata webbii
Lineage: Eukaryota; Metazoa; Chordata; Lepidosauria; Squamata; Anguidae
Gene: BRI3
Product: brain protein I3
Exons: 3
Coding region: 275-694 (139 amino acids)
Source: RefSeq, a predicted model, not a curated record
AGGCAUCCCCGCGCGCCCUUCCUCCUCCUCUUCCUCCUGCUGCUGCUGCUCCGGCUUCGUGGCUGCGGGAGCGAGGCGAGGCGAGGCGAUCCCGGGUUGUGCGCUCUAGGCAACCCCGGCUUGGAAAGUUGGGCUCUGGGCUGCCGCCGCCGCCUCGCCUUCUGCCUGCUCCGGGGUGGCCCUCGCGGCUGACCGCCUGCCGCUGGUGCCAGGCGGAGGGAGGGAGAGAGGGAGGGAGGGAGCAGCGCCGCCGCCGCCGCCCUGCCUGCGGAUCAUGGACAGCAAGCCCUUGCUCCAGGACCGGCCGCCAGCCUACAGCCCCGCGGGCGGCGGCGGCGCAGGAGGCUACGAGUACGGGCCCAACACCUACGGGGCCAUCCCUGCCCCCCAGCCGGGCUUCCAGGCGCCGCCGCCCUACACGUACCCCGCGGGUCCUGGCGCAGGAUAUGCUGUUCCUUCAGGUCCGUCUCCGCAUAACUAUCCCAAUACCACGUACACGAUAAUCCAGCAGCCCACCACCACCACGUCUGUUGUCGUUGUUGGCGGCUGUCCAGCUUGCAGAGUUGGCGUAUUAGAAGAUACCUUCACCUGCCUUGGUGUUUUCUGUGCCAUUUUUUUCUUCCCUAUUGGAAUACUCUUCUGUCUUGCGUUGAGACAACGAAGAUGUCCUAACUGCGGUGCGACAUUUGGUUAAGGGAUCAACACAAAUAGGCUUUUGGAAGCUUGUAUCUAUUGUAGUACCUUUUUUCUAAUGUAAAUGUCCUGUACAAUCAUGUUUUUGCUUCUGAGCUGAUUUUGUAUAAGUGCGACGAAACUAGUUUCUCUCUCGCUUGCAUGUAAAACUGAUCUAUGAGCAUGUCUGCUACAAGACACAAAUCCCACCUGGCUUUGUGUGUUAAAUGCACCUUUUUGGAAAUUUAAAUAAAAGUGCUUUUUGCAACUUCA